Messenger RNA from Artibeus jamaicensis (Jamaican fruit-eating bat), 4742 nucleotides. RefSeq names its product transcription factor A, mitochondrial (gene TFAM). Gene Ontology annotation, molecular function: transcription cis-regulatory region binding. NCBI's taxonomy places the organism in Eukaryota, Metazoa, Chordata, Mammalia, Chiroptera, Phyllostomidae. The transcript has 7 exons. Bases 426 to 1163 code for a protein of 245 amino acids. The record is from RefSeq and is a predicted model, not a curated record.
AACCAAGGCCCAGUCCCGAUGAAGAGGGCCGCCGUACCUCCAUCACCUCCUGGCCCCACUGCGGAACCCACUGCGGAGGCGGGGGCCGGGGCCAGAGGCGGCUCUGCAGCGCCCCUUUGAGGCUAGGGCCUCCGCAGCGAGCCGGGCUGCCCGUUCUCCUUCACCGCUCCCGAGCUCCUCCACCAUUUCUGCAGCCCCGCCCAAGUGGGUAGCCACUAAGGCGCCUGCGCCAAAUUUGCUCCAUCCCAGCCUAUCAACCAACAGGAAGUUAAUAGGUUUCCCAUAGUGCCUCGCGAGUGGAGGGGUUUGAUUGCACUCCUAGGAGGGCUGAAUACAGGUUCAAGUUGUCUUUGUUGGGGUUGUCGUGUCGGGCCUGGGUGCGCUACGAGAUUGCGGGUCCGUCACUGCCUGCUCCGGCGGGUGCAAUGCCGCUUCUUCGGGGUGUGUGGGGCGUGCUGAGUGCCCUGGGAAAGUCGGGAGCGGAUCUCUGCGCGGACUGUGGGAGCCGACUGCGCUCCCCUUUCAGUUUUGUGUAUAUACCGAGAUGGUUUUCAUCUACCUUAAGAAGUUAUCCAAAGAAGCCUAUGACUUCAUAUGUUCGCUUUUCUAAAGAACAGCUACCCAUAUUUAAAGCUCAGAACCCAGGUGCAAGAAAUUCAGAACUGAUUAAAAAAAUCGCAGAGGUAUGGAGGGGACUUCCUGAUUCAGAGAAAAAAGUAUAUGAAGAUGCUUACAAGGCAGACUGGCAGGCGUACAAACAAGAGCUAAUCAGAAUUGAAGAAGAGCUAACUCCAAGUCAGAGGGUAACUUUAGAAAAAGAAAUGAUGCAAAAACGUUUAAAAAAGAAAUCGAUAAUAAAAAAGAGAGAGUUAACACUGCUUGGAAAACCGAAAAGACCUCGCUCAGCUUAUAACAUUUUUAUAUCUGAACGCUUCCAAGAAGCUAAGGAUGGUACCUCACAGUUAAAGCUGAAGGCUGUAAAUGAAAGCUGGAAAAAUCUUACUAGUUCUCAAAAGCAAGUAUAUAUUCAACUUGCUGAAGAUGAUAAAGUUCGUUAUUUUAAUGAAAUCAAAUCUUGGGAAGCACAGAUGGUUGAAGUUGGACGUGAUGAUCUUCUUCGUCGCAAAGUGAGGCCCCCAGCCAAAAGCACUGAGGAGUGUUAAAUGGAAGAUUGAGUUAUGAUCAUGCUGGAUAGACACAAGAAACCAGUUAGGUCUCAAUGUCUGAAAUUCUUAGAGAAUUAGAAGGAUAAAGUUGGUAAACAUUUUAUACUUAAUUUCUUUGUCUUUAUGCCAUGGACUUCUGCCAGUCCAAUACAUUUUGUAUUGGUAUCUUACUUUGGAAAACUGAAACAUAACAAAAGUUCGUGUGAAGUUUAUUUUGUGUUUAGAAACUGUAGAGGAUCAAGAUAAUCCAUGAAAUGUAUCAGUAACCAUUUUACCUUUGAUAAAGGUGACUCAGACUGUGAAGGUGUUUUAUAACACUUGAUGGCUAUGGCAAGGACAUUCUUGUCUCCUUAUAUUAUGGAGGCAGGGUUUCCUAUUCAGGAGUGUCCCAAAUUGUAGAGCCAUCGUGUUCUGUGAGUAAUAGUGCAUUUUUUUAAAGAGCACCCAGAACCCAUUUAGGUAAAUUCCAAUUUGUAGAUAUAAUUUACAUUCAGGACUAAUGGUUGUACAGGCAAGGGCUUGCUGGUUUCAGCUGCAAAUUUUUGUACAAGAGAUGGACAGGUUUGUAAGCCUUUUCCUCAUUGUCUUUUUUCCUAAAGUAAAAACUAAGGCGUUAUGUACUAAAUCUAUGCAUAUUGUUUUAUAUUGCAUAGAAUUAAAUUUUUGUUUCCUAAUUACAUGUUAAAGGUGAAACAUUUGUUUUACAGCUUCUUUUUUUUUUUCUUUUAAAGUAGGGAUAUGUCUUACUUUUUCUCUCAUGUGAGUGUAUUUAUCCAGAAAGUAGAGAACUUGUCUGGUAAGUUUUAAAAUGAGAGAUUGCCAAAACAGAAGUCUCCAAAGUCUCUGGACCUGGAACCUAUCUUUUUAAAAUGUUUUAUAUGACAUAAAAGACAUAUAAGGACAGCCAACUCUAGCCUGUGGGCCCAGUUCCACCCACUGCCCCUUUUCAUGGCCUGUGAGCUCAGAAUUUUGUUUACAAUUUUUAAUGGUUAAAAAAGCAUAUUUUAAGACAUGAAAAUUAAUAUGAAAGUCAAUGUUUAUAAAUAAAGUCCUGUUGGAAUACGGCCAUACUCAUUCAUUUACUUUUUAUUUAUGGCUGCUUUUGUGCACCAGUGACAGAGUUGAAUAGUUGCUUCAGAGACUGUGGAGUCUUCAAGACCUAAAAUACUUACUGUCCGGCCCUUUAUAGCAACAGUUUGCCAACCCAGGGCCUGCAGCAGAGUGUGGUGUGGUGAGCGUUCCAGUCCACUGAUGUGAUGGAAUAGGUGUUCUGACCAACUCAGAGGUUCUUAUUUUAGAAUUUGUCAGCCCUGUCGUUAGGAGGAAAGAGGUCAAAUCACAAAAACUAAACUGUUGUCCCACAGUGUUAGCAAGCAAAAUGAUCUAGUUUCAAAUUAUGUUGUGUCAUAAUAAAAGAGUUCCAUCUGGAGUGGAAUGAGGAUCUAUUAAAUAAUUUGCUGUGCAUAGGUAAAGUGAACCUUAAGAGUUUUCUAGUUAGCACAACAAAAACUUUACCAUCUUUUAGCAUUUGUUUAUCCCCUUAAGAGAGUUAAGCAAAAGUUUUCAGAAUUCACACUACCUUUUUGAUCAAAAUAAUUCAUCUUUCAUCAUCAGUUCAUAAUAAUAGGGUAACUCAAAAUUUAUAUGUACCUUAUGUUGCACAAACUAUUUAGGAAUUCUCAAUUCUAGAUCUCCAAAAAAAAUUUUUGAAGAUUUUUGUUGCUCGUGGAUAGAAAAUAAGUGGUCAUGCCUUGCUCUACACUGAAGUUAACAAAGGUAUGGACUAACGAGAAAAGUGAAACUUAGUAGGAAGCAUAAACUUGAAGUUGGGUGUUUUCAAACAGUUUCCUCCCGUGGUUGUGAAUAUGGGACGAAGUCUGCUGUUAGGUAGACCCCAUGAGGAGAGGGGCUGGGGGAGAAGAGGUGUGCUGGGGUCUAUCACAGUCUUCCUCAGCUGGGUCUCUGGGAGAGAUGAAGCUCUAAUUCUGUGUGACAUUUAGAAUGGUACUGAUUAUGUACCCUACUUAGGAGAAUGAAGAAAAUCAUUGAAGUCAUUUAUGGUGUUCUGUGUAUCAGGUAAGCCCAGGAAGCACAUAGGAGUCAAUAUGUGUAAUACAGGAUAGGUGAGCUUGAGAAAUGAGUUUUGUAAACAUCUGGAAGAUAAGUAUAUACAACAUUUAAAAUUACCUUCUUCUGAGCUCUUAGCAUUCAACUACAUAAGCUAUUUCAUACAGAAUACAUUCAAAUCAUAUUUUUCCAAUUAGGAUGUUCAGUGUCUAGUAAGUUCUCAAGUAUAUAGGAGAAAAAAAGUAUGAAACUGUGCCUCGACUGGUAUGGUUCAGGUGGGAAGCAUCCCACAAAGUCUAAGGUCACUGAUUUCGAUUCCUGGUCGGGACACAUGCCAGGGUUGUGGGUUCAGGGCACCAAUGACCACGUAUCGUUUCCCUCCCUCUCUCUCUCUCUUCCCCUCCACCUCCCAAAAGUGAAACAGUGAAAAGAGCUAAAGCAGAACCAUUUUAUGAUAAUACCAAUUUUUGUUUGGUUUCUUUUUUUCGUAAAUGAAUGUCAUUGUUAAUGCUUUCAAUAUCAUCAUCUGGUUCCAUACCUUGAUAAACUUCAGUACAUGUUGAAGAUUGGUAUGCCAUGUAGCAAACACCUUCCAGUUUAACAACAUGCACAUUUUCUUUAUUUUAUUUUUAUUUUUCUUUAUUGUUUUGAGAGAAAGGGGUAGAGGCAGAAAGAAAUUGACUUGUUCCACUUAUGUAUACAUUCAUUGGUUGACUCCUGUCUGUGUUCUGACAGGAUCGAACCUGUAACCUUGGCAUGUCUGGACGAUGAUAUAACUGAGUUACCUGACCAGGGCUAAACUCUGUUGUAAAGAAUAAGAACUUACAUCAGUAACCAGUAGCCACUCGUACAAAGCCUUUCUUUUUAGACUAAGUUGACCUAACAAUUUGUUAGGACAAAUUACUAACAAAUUAGUAAUUUGUUACUAAUUAAUUACUAGUAAAUAAUUUAGCUGUAGGAGCUAAAGAACAGUGCUAGGUGGACAGAUAUUGAAGAAAUGAAGCAAAGCUGUGCUUAUGCUGUUCUGAGCAUGUGUUCAGAGUCAGGAGAUUUCUAUACUUUUGUUCACUGGAGUACCUGUCUUAAGUUUGAAAUAAUUAGAUGACUGGAGAGGGUUGUGUGAUAAUUCUACUUACUGAUGUUUAAAGGUAUUGGCCCUGCCUGGUAUAGCUCAUGGAUUAAGCAUGGGCCUGUGAAGCAAAGGGUCACAGGUUCAAUUCCCCAUCGGGGUACAUGCCUGGGUUUCAGGUCAGGUCCCCAGUAGGGGGAGUGCAAGAGGCAACCAUACAUUGAUGUUUCUUGCCCUCUCUUGCUUCUUCCGUUCUCCUCUCUCUAAAAAUAAAAUACAUAAAAUCUUUUAAAAAAUAAAGGAUAUUGUGUGAAGAUUCAGCCUGCUCUAAUCAUGUAAUUUUGCUAUUGCUUUUGACUACUUUCUUGAAGAUGCGGUUUUUUAAAAACAAGGUGUAUAUUUUUAUAGAUCCUAUGAAUGUGUGUGUAUUUAAAUUUCUG